AUGGGGGCAGAACAAUCUAAUAACAAAAGUAGUAUUUUAAAAAAUAUCCAAUAUUUAACUGAAGGUAACCGGCCUAACGCUAAAUUAAUGUAUUUUGAUUAUUUGAAUUUUCUAAAAUAUGAGAUCGAUCAUGAAGCAUGGAAAUGGGAAAUAUAUAAAAAAAAUAUCACUAAUAGUGGUAAACUUACAGAGCAACAAUUAUUUUGCGGAUGGAAACAAAUACAACAAAAAAUAUUCGAUAAAGUCAAAAGUAAACUAAUGUCUCCAAAUAGAAACAAGUAUAAAUGGGAAAAUGAUGUAGAACCACUAAUAGAUAUUAAAGGAAAAACAGUAUUAGGCAUUGAAAACUGUAAUACAUUAAGUGUAACUAUUAAAAAAGAUAUACCAGAAUUAGACAAUAAUAGUGGUAUCCAAAUUAUAAGUUCACCUACUAAUUGUAAUAGUUUAAAAACUGCACCAAAUUUACAUAUACCUCUACGUAGACGAGCAUUGUUAGUUGAAGGAAUAUAUAAAUAUCUGGAAGAAAUUAAUCAGAAAAUUACCAGCAGAGAUAGUUUACAAGAUGUGCUAGAGGGUAAAAUAGACGCCAAAACUAAAAUAGGAGACGUUGCAGUUGGUCUUAAAAAAGAUAUGAUUGAGGGGUUAAGUACUGAAUUUAGCAAACUUAUAAAACAAAAACAUAAUAAUAAUCAUGAUGCGUUUUGUAAAGAAUGGUAUCUAAGUAUGGAAGAUUACCAUACAUUAUUCUUAGGAGACGAUGUAGUUGAGGAAAAUGAAACUAAAGGAAUUCAAUGUCUAAUAGAACAAAUUGAAACCAAGGUAAGAGAUAAACAGACAUUUAAACAACGAUGGAGUUCUCAUUUUAAAACUAUUGUACAAGAUUUGCAAAAAACACAUUUCAAAGACCCAACUAAGGGAACACCUUGUCAAAUUGACAAAAGAGAGAAAACCCAAUGUAUUCGUUUUCUUGAAGAAUGGGCUGAAGAGUUUUGUUUACUCAAACGUGAUUUAGGCCAAAUGUUGGUGGAUGAGUGUGGAAAAACAACACCUGGAAAAAGUUGUGAAGGUCUAUGUGAUAUAUAUAAAACGUUAAUAGACGUAUCUAAACCGUAUUAUGAGAAUUAUAAGGAAACAUGUAUGAAAGCAGAAUAUGGAUAUGAUCAAAACAAAAAGGACUUACUAGAUGGUUUCAUAGAUGCAGUUAGUAGAAGUAUGGAUCAAUGUUGUAAAGAUAAUGGUGACUGUAACGACAAAGAAUUAUUUGAUCUUACUAAUGAUAAAAGUAAUAUAAGAUAUAACUGUAUGUGCAAGGAAGGAACACAUACAAGUACGAGACAUACAAACGCAGAUUGUCAAAGAGUCAUAAAUGCUCAUGGUACUGUCGCUGGCCAAGCGGUUCCUCCACCCGCACUUAGUUCUUCGUCACAAAGUGUUGGUGCUGCUAGUGCCGCGUGUGGCACAAACAAAAGUGGCGUAUCUGUAAAUACUAUAGCAACUGUUAUUCAGACGACGACACAAUCGGAAUCAAAACAGGGUGGUAAUGUUGGUCAUGUUAAUGAGGGGGAAUUAAAAGCUGAAUUAAAUCAAGCAAAAUUUAAAAAUGGUAGUGCAACAGAUGUGGGUGGAGAUGCUUGCAAACUGGACAAAGAAAAACAUACGAAUGAUAAACGUGAUAAAAAUGAGAGAACUGAAGGUCCGUGUCAAGGAAAAGGAGGAGGUGACGGUAUUAACACAAGAUUUGAAGUAGGAACACAAUGGAAAGCGGACGCAGCCGGUAUGCAUGACAACCAUCAAGAUGUUAUAAUGCCUCCACGUCGUCGUCAUAUAUGUACUUCGAAUUUAGAAAACCUGGACAUGAAUAGCCAAGGACUUAAAGGUAAGAGUGCCAAACACACAUUAUUGGGGGAAGUAUUGCUUUGUGCAAAAUAUGAAGCAGAAAAAAUAAUAGAACAGUAUAAAGAUAAGAAUAAAGAUAACAAUGGAAACGAUAUUCUAAAAGACCCAAAUCAUCAACAGACAAUAUGUCGAGCAAUGAAAUCUAGUUUUGCAGAUAUUGGGGAUAUUAUAAGAGGAAGAGAUAUAUGGGUAAAAGAACAAGGUAAUAAAGAUAUUCAAGAAAAUUUGAAAACAAUAUUUAAAACCAUUAAAGACAACGCUACUCAAGGAACUACGUAUUCCACUGAACAGGCCCCAUAUACAAAAAUUCGUAAUGAAUGGUGGGAAACAAAUCGUGACAAAAUCUGGGAGGCUAUGAAAUGCGCAGGAAAAACAGAUAAUUUAAGUGGAGAAUGUCAAUACAAUGCUCCUACUAGUGGUACUGGUCCUGGUCGUCGUCCUCGCCCUCCUGGUGUUAAUUCCACCCCUUUUGAUGACUACAUCCCGCAACGUCUACGAUGGAUGACCGAAUGGGCCGAGUGGUACUGCAAAACACAAAAGAAACACUAUACUGAUUUAGUGGGGGCGUGUAGUGAGUGUAAAAAUGGUAAUAACAGUAAAUGUGAUAGCACCAAAUGUAAACAAUGCCAAGAUAAAUGCAAAGCAUAUAGUGAAUUUAUUACAAAAUGGAAAGAAGAUUGGGAAAAACAAAAAGAACAAUACCAAGAAUUAUACGAUAAAGCAAAAAAUAAUAAUGGUACUGGUAAGGAUGAAAAUGAGAAAUAUCUAUACCAAUUCUUAAAGAAAUUACAAACAGCAAAUAGUGGCAAUACCACGUAUGAUAGUGCAGCGGGGUACGUACAUCACAUACUUAAAGAUAUGGAGUGUCAGGGACAAAAAUAUUUUUGUGGAAAUAGUGGUGACGCAGAAAAUGUGUUCCGUAAUUACCCUAGUGAUUAUGUGACGGCAUGUAGUUGCGAUAGUUCGACGCCAUGUCAAAUAGUGGGAGACAUAUUUAACGAGUAUGAGACAAAGAAAAAAGUGGGUGAAUGUAAUCAAAAAUUUGAUCCAGCAAAAGCAACGACUAAUCCUUAUCCAGGGUGGAAAUGUGAUGCAAAUCAGUUUGAAAGUGGUCGUGAGGACGGUUGUAUUCCUCCUAGAAGACAAAAACUAUGUUUACACUAUUUAGCAGAUACUACGCAAACAUCAAAUAUAACUAAACCCGGAGGUUUGAAAAAUGCUUUUAUAAAAUGUGCAGCUGCUGAAACUUUUCUUCAUUGGAAAUAUUAUAUAGAACAUGGUGAUGGAAAAGGUAAAAAUGUAGAUACAGAAUUAAAAACGAAUGGAACUAUCCCUGAUGAUUUUUUACGUUCUAUGAUGUAUACUUUUGGUGAUUAUAGAGAUUUAUGUUUAAAUAAGGAUAUAAGUAAAAAAAAAAAACCCAAUAAUAAGGAUAAUAAUGAUGUGGGUAAUGCAAUAGAUAAUAUAACUAAUGCUUUGAAAAAAAUUAAUGGCCAACCAAAUGGUCCAGAACCUACUGAAUCUACACGUCAAUCCUGGUGGGAAACUAACGCCCCACAUAUUUGGGAAGGGAUGUUAUGUGGGUUAUCACAUGCUGCGGGUCCUAGUGAAAAAGACACUGUACAAGGAAAACUUAAAACCACAUACAAGUUUGACGAAGUGAUGUUUGAUACCACCACUGGCGGUAGUACCACUGGUGGCACGUCGUUACCACAGUUUGUAUCUCGGCCUCAGUUUUUGCGCUGGAUGACCGAAUGGGGGGAACACUUUUGUAAAGAACACAAAAAGGAGUUUGAGACACUAAGUACGGCAUGUGAGAAAUGUAAUGCUACUCCUGGUAAGGAUGGUAAAUCAACCUGUGAUAAAUAUGGACCAGAAUGUUCAGGAUGUGCAGAUCAAUGUAAAAAAUAUAAAGAGUUUAUUGAUAAGUGGAAACCUGAUUAUGAAAAACAAAAAAAAAAAUACAAAACAGAAAGAACUAAACCUCAAUAUACAACUGCUGAUAGCGAUGUCAAUAACGCAGAAGAAGCUCAUGACUACAUAAACAAACAAAUGCAAAAAAUAUGUAACAGUGGUACUCAUAUUAGUUGUGAUUGUAUGAAAGAAAAGUCACAAAAACCACCAAAUAGUGUUAUGCCCCAAACGUUGGACCAAUACCCACCUGGUAACUACGAGAAUCAGUGUGAAUGUGAACAAAAACCCCCUACACCACCCACAUGUACGGGAAAUAAAAUUCUUGAUGCGGCAAACCACCUACAGUACGUGGCCGAGUUGAGUGUGGUUGGUAGUAAUUUGAGGGGCGAUUUGUCGAAAGCAGAAUUUAGAAUUAAAAAUAAUAGUGGACCUAAACUGGAGAGCAACGAUUAUUGUAAAUUUAGAAUAGAAAAACAUACGAAUGAUGUUCGAAGCUAUACUCCUAAAUCUACUCCUAGUACAGGUGAACAUCAUGGUCCUUGUACUGGAAAAGGUAAAAAACAAGGAGAACAAAGAUUUAUUAUUGGAGAUAAGUGGAAACCUGGUGGCACGGAUAUGCGUGAUGGACAUAACGACGUUUUAUUGCCCCCAAGAAGACAACAUAUGUGUACCUCAAAUUUAGAAAAUCUAGAUCUGGACGAUAAAGCGAGCGGUCUCCUUGGCGCUAGUGUUAAUGACUCGUUCCUUGGUGACGUGUUGCUUGCCGCCAAAUAUGAAGGCGACGAUAUUGUCGAAAAACAUCUAAGUAAAGGUGAUAAAUCAGGCAUAUGUAAUGCUAUGAAGUACAGUUUUGCCGACCUAGGGGACAUAAUUAGGGGGAAAGACAUAUGGAGUGGUAACCACGAUAUGAAGCAGUUGGAACAACACUUGGAAAAAAUAUUUGAGAAAAUUUACGAAAAACAUGAUGGAAUUAAAAGCAACAAAAAAUAUCAAAGUGGUUCCAGUGAAACCCCCAAAUACAAAACCUUGAGGGAACAUUGGUGGUCGGCCAACCGCGACCAGGUGUGGAAAGCACUAACAUGCAAUGCUCCCGCGGAGGCAGAUCUAUACAUACCAUCACCACCUGGUGGUACCACUACAAAAAAGUGGGAACGUUAUAAGUGCGGCCGCGAGUCGUACGUCCCGCCCGACGAUUAUAUUCCACAACGAUUGAGAUGGAUGACUGAAUGGUCCGAAAGUUAUUGCAAACAACUAGAAAGGAAUUUUUGGUGGGUCAAAGCAUUUUGUCACGCGUGUCAAAAGAAUAUAGCCAAAGGGAAAUCGGAUACCACUGUGUGUGAGCGAUGUAGAGCUAACUGUAAAGUUUAUAGUCAACACGUUAAAGAUUGGCAAGGUGAUUGGGAAACACAAAAAAAACAAUAUGAAGAAUUAUACCAAAAAAAAAGUGGUGGUAAUACUGAUGAUAUUAAAAAAGAACAUGAACAAUUUUUAGAAAAAGUAAAAAACAACAACAAAAGCCUUUGUGAUGGUAACAAUAACGACAAUAGUGAUUACAAAACCCUAUCUGACUAUGUUACAUCUAUGGGAGGAAGUACUUAUUGUAAUGAUACAACGCAAAAAAAAUUUGAUAACACUAAUAGUAGUGAUGAGAAAAGUGUAUUUAAGGAAAAACCUAAAGAUUAUGAAGGGGAAUGUAAAGAGGAAAAGAAACCAAAGACACCUACGACGACACCUGGAGUACCAGGAUUUCUCCCACCCAAAUCCAAAACAAAUCCUGAAGAUAUAUGUAAAACGGUGAAAGACUGUAUUGAGGAAAAUGAAGGAAAAAGAAAAAGCCAGAACGGAGAUUGUAAUCCAAAAAUAACAGGUGCAAACGACACAACAUAUCCUAAAUGGGAUUGCGAAAAUAAUCAAGGUUUAAUAGGUGAUAGUGAUAAAGGAGCAUGUAUGCCUCCUAGAAGACAGAAAUUUUGCAUACAUUAUUUGAAAGAAUUGAAGAGUACUGAAUCUAAAGAAGAAUUGAAAGAUGCUUUUAUAAAAUCUGCAGCUCUAGAAACAUAUUUUGCUUGGGAUAAAUACAAAAAGGAUAAAAAAAAUGAAGAUCCUUCAGCAGAAACAAAACUUGAUGAACAAUUAAAAAAUGGUAUUAUCCCUGAAGAAUUUUUACGUUCAAUUUUUUUUACAUAUGGAGAUUUCAAAGAUUUAUGUUUAGAUAAAGAUAUAUCAGAAAAAAAUUCAGGUGAUGUUCAGAAGGCAACAAAGAAUAUAACUGAAAUUUUGAAAAACAAUGGUGGAAACACUGACGAAAAACGUAAAGAAUGGUGGGAUAAAAACGGUCUAGAUAUAUGGCAAGGAAUGUUAUGUGCCCUAUCACAUGGUACGAGUGAGAAAAGCGCACAAAGUGAAAUUCAAAAAAAACUUAACAAUAAUUACAAAUAUGAUCCUGAAGAUUUAGAUAAGGGAAUUGCUAAAUAUGUCCUCUACAGUCAUACAACUCCUCAGUUUUUACGUUGGUUUACUGAAUGGUCAGAAGAAUUUUGUGAACAACAAAGAAAACAGUUCGCACAAUUAUAUAGUAAAUGCAUGAAAUGUAAGAUUAAAACUAGUAACCAAAAAGCAUGUGAGAAAAAAGACGACUGUACAGAAUGCCAUGAUCAAUGUCCAAAAUAUACAUCUUUUAUUAAAAAAUGGAAACGUGAUUGGGACAAACAAAACCAACAUUAUAAUAAGGUUAAAAAACAAGACGAAUAUAUGUAUGCUCCUUUUGUAGAUGAGGACAACCACGCAUAUGAAUAUUUGUACCAAUCGCUGGAAUUACUUGGAUUACAUAAUAAUUGUAUGCAAGAAAAAACGUCACAAAAAACGUCACCUAGUGGUGACAAACUCCCCGCAUCGUUAGAUGAUCUACCAAAAACGGAAUACCAAGAGAAGUGUGAUUGUCAGGAGGACACAACAAAUAGUGGUACAUCACCUAGUGGGAAACCAGAUGGUAGUGGCCCACCAACACCUGGCGGUGGCGGUGAACCCAAACCUAUGCCAAACCCGGAUCCGAGUCAUCCGGGAUCAACACCUAGUAGGACGGGAACACAGUGUGAAAUAGACAAAUAUGUUACGGACAAUGAUAGCACAAGAAGAACUAGUGGGGGUGGUUGCAAUGAAAAAAAGGACGAAAGUUGGAAAUGUGAUGCAGGUCAGUUUAAAACUGGUAUUGAUGGACCGUGCAUGCCUCCUAGAAGACAAAAAAUGUGUAUUCAUUAUUUACAAAAUUUGAAUACUGUAACAGGUAAUACAGAAGAAGAAAAAUUAAAGAAUGCUUUGAUGAAAUCUGUAUCGCUAGAGACAUAUUUUUUAUGGAAAAAAUAUAAAGAAGAUAAAGAAAAAGGAACUCCACCAAAAAGCAAAGAUGAACUAGAAAAAGAAUUAAAAACUGGAAAAAUUCCUCCUGAUUUUUUACGAAUGAUGUUCUACACGUUAGGAGAUUUUAAAGAUUUCAUAACAGGAGAAGAUUUAGGUAAACAUACAAAUAAUAAAGAUAUAGGAACAAAAGUAAAAGCAAUAUUAGGUAAACAAAAUAGUGUCCCCAAAGAACCUGAAGAUUGGUGGGAUACUAUUGAGGAAAAAGUCUGGAAUGCAAUGUUAUGCGCCUUAACACAUGGUAUGAAUGACAAAGACAGGGUAAAAGAACAACUGGAAAACCAAAACAACUACAAAAGUGUCAAGUUCGGUGAUGGUACCACUGGUGUGAAGUUAUCCACUUUUGUGGCUCGACCACAAUUUUUGAGGUGGCUCACCGAAUGGUACGACGAUUAUUGCAAAGAAAAACACACAAAAUUGGAAGAGGUAAAAAACACAUGUAAACCACAAGGUGGUAAAGAACUCAAAUGUGAUGGUGACUGUGAAACUAAAUGUAAAGAUUACACAGAAUUUAUGAGUGAGAGAAAAGGACAUUGGGAAAAACAAAGUAAAUACUAUGAACAACAACAACAACAACAAAAAAGUGUACAAACAAAUGGAUAUACUGAAAAUGAUGCCAAAGAAUACUUAAAAGACAAAUGUAAAUCUUUCACAUGUGGUGACAAACAACAAAGUGGUGCCACACCAUCACCUAGUGGUACCAACCAAGUGGAAGAAAACAUCACCGCGUUGACACAAAUACCACCACAACCAUAUUAUGAUGCCGAUGUGUAUUGUGGGUGCAAGAAAUUUAUAGGAGACGACAACAAUUAUGGGGAUAUUUCGGGGAAAAGUAAUUGCGAUGGUUUACAAAAUAAAGUAAAUGGAACACCUGGGAUUAAAUGGAUAAACAGUGAAAUGGCAGGAAAUCAGUAUUUGACGCAACGUGGAUUGACUAAACAUGAAUAUGUACCUCCUAGGAGACAACAUAUAUGUUUUCAUGAACUUGACAGCACAUCUGGUCAAGUUAAUAGUAAAGAAACGUUACAAAAACAAUUAAUGAAAGAUGCAGCAACAGAAGGGUACAAUUUAGGACAAUAUUAUAAAGAAAAAGAAAAGGAAACAGAUGAACAAAAAGCAAAAAAAUAUGCUUACGACGUCAGUCCAUGUAGUGCAAUGAAAUAUAGUUUUCUUGAUUUAAGAGAUAUAAUAUUAGGAACAGAUAAUUUAGAAGAUCCAAAACAGGGUACCGAAAUAAAUUUGAAUAAAGUAUUUAACAGUGGAAGCCAAACAAAGAGUGGUGAUCCCGGUAGUCAGGAACGUAUAACCUGGUGGAACGAUCACCAGAAAUGUGUAUGGGAAGCAAUGAAAUGUGGAUAUAAAAGUGGUAGAGAUGGAAAUAGUGGUACCAACAAUAGUGAUGACGACCUAGCAAAGUGUACCACUAUGCCUAGUGAUACCGACUAUCCCGUGGCAGACACACGUGAUAGUGGCAAAAACUACCAAUUUUUACGAUGGUUUGCCGAAUGGGGCGAAGACUACUGUGGUCACUACAGGAGGGAGUAUAAGAAAUUACAAGAUGCGUGUACGAGUUGUGAGGUCAAUAAUGGUACAUCUGGUGGAACUAAAGCAACAUGUAAAACCGACUGUAAUAAGUGCCAAAACCAAUGUGCAGAAUAUAAAACAUUUAUUGAAAAAUGGAGUGAUCAAUAUAAUAAACAAAAGAUAAAAUAUAGUCAGCUUCAAGGACAAAAACCAUAUAAGAAUGAUCCGGCCGUGAGUGGUUCAACCCAUGCCUAUGAAUAUUUGAACAAAAAAAUAAAAAAAUUUUGUAAAAGUGGUACUAAUAUAAGUUGUGAUUGCAUGAAUACUGUGUCGUCACAACCCCAACCUAGUGGUAACAUCCCCUCAUCGUUGGAAUAUCCCCCAAGUGGGUAUGACCAGAAGUGUGGGUGCGACAAUAAAGUGGUACCACCUACGCCAAGUCCACAGGGGCCACCUGGGCCACAUACACCAGGACAAGACACUGGUCAAACAACUGGUCAAACCAACACAACAAAUGGACAAAACCCCAAACAAGACCCUGAUUCAUCUGGUGGUCAAAAACCUGUUCCCGAUCCUGGUAGUUCUCGAAGUGAUCCAAAAAAAAAAAAUUCGCCACCACAAAAACCUGAUGACAAAGAUUUGGAGAAAUGUCCUGAUACUAAUCAGUCAUACUGUAAUUAUUAUGGAAAUAAUAGAAGAUAUCAAUGUAGAGGAAAAGCACUUAAUAAAGAUUUAAAUGCUUGGACAAAUAGACAAGUAAAAGUUCCUAAAGGUAAAAGUACAGAAAUUUUAGUUCCUCCUAGAAGAAGACAAUUAUGUAUUGGUGAAUUAAGAAAGUUAAGUGGUCGAUCCCCAAAUAAAGAAAAAUUGAAGGAAUAUCUUCUUCAUACUGCAUACAAUGAAGCAAAACAAUUAUCUGCAUAUUAUGGUAACGAUCAUACAAAACUGUUAGAUGCAAUGAAAUAUAGUUUUGCUGAUUAUGGAAAUAUUAUUAAAGGAGAUGAUAUAUUUGACGAUUUAGAACUUGUAAAAAAACAAUUAUAUGAAAUUUUUAAACAAGAUAAGAAUGGAAAUGCAAAUGGAAAUCCAACUGAAAAUCGUAAGGAAUGGUGGGAAGAAAAUAAAAAACAUGUAUGGCACGUUAUGUUAUGUCAUUAUGAGGGAACUGAUAAAGACCAGUAUUGUGAUGAAUAUAAAAAUAUUGAAGAAAUUCCUCAAUUUCUACGCUGGUUAGAAGAAUGGGCUAAAGAAUUUUGUGAUGAAAAAGUAAAUUUAGCAAAAAAUGUUGUAGAACAAUGCUUAAAAAAACUUCAAAACCAGAAUCUUACCAAAAUUAGUGAGAUACAAAACAAACAAUGCCAACAAUUAUUGAAAAAAUAUAAAGAUUGGUACCUUAAAAGAAACGAUCAAUGGAAAGGAUUACAAAACGAAUAUGCAAACUAUAAAAAAAAUAAUGGUUCGUCAAAGAUAUUACCACCAUCAGAGGCAGAUGCCGAAACAUAUCUGAAAACAAAAUGUGUUAAAUGUGAUUGUAACUAUAAUGAUUUAAAAAAAAUAUCUGAUUAUCAAGAAAAAAAAAAAGAGGAAGAAUUAUUGAAAGAAUUAACUUUAACAGCUAAAAUUGAUAGUAUUGUUCCUGAGGAAACAGCCACUUAUAAAAUUUUAACUCUUGGUGGAAAGGGACCAGAAAUUUUAAAAAAUGUUAUUGAAGGUACUCCAAAAAUAAUUUCUGAGGCUACUGACUUUGCAAAAGAUGUUGGAAAACAAGCAGCUCUUGACGUUGCACAAAAUGUAAUACCAGUUGGUAUACUAGCUGGAAAAUACCUUUUAGGUGGACUAGACAAUAUGUUGAAAUCAAUUAAAAAUAGUUCCCAACAGACGACAAAGGACCAGUCACAGAGUAGCAACACGUCACCACAAUCCCCCCUAGAACCCUCUACCCCAUCAUCAAGUGGAUCACAAAACCCAUCAAAACCUAGUGUUACCCCCCCAAAUGUGGUGACAUCUACCAUUCCUCCUGUGGGGAUAAGUUUUUUUUUAGGAGCGAUUGCUUUGUUAUUUUAUUAUAUGAAG
Molecule: messenger RNA, 10821 nt
Organism: Plasmodium adleri (nom. inval.)
Lineage: Eukaryota; Apicomplexa; Aconoidasida; Haemosporida; Plasmodiidae
Source: the annotation of a RefSeq genome assembly